GAGCAAGCGAGCGAGACAGACGCGGAGGGAGAGGAGAAAGGCAGGAAAGAUCCUGGAACGAGGAAGAGGAAGAGGCGGCGAAUCUCGCUGGAUUUGUCUUUCUCAGCACAUCGGUGAAGCUUUGGGUUUGUUUCUUAAAGUACUGGCUUUAGAAGUCCACAUUUGAGCUCUCUCCUUCCUGCUUGCUGCUUGCUGAGGUGGCUGGGAUGCUCCCAUGGUUUAUCUGACUCUAGACUGGGCUAUUCUCUGUGCUAAACCAAUCACUUACGGGCCUCUCUUAACAGUGUGAAGUGAGGGGACCUACUCCCUCCUUUCUACUCCCUCUGUGGUCCACCUUACUUUUUAUCCUGCCCUGCGGCGGCUCCUCCCCUUACCGUCAUGGACGACUCAGAGGUGGAGUCGACCGCCAGCAUCUUGGCCUCUGUGAAAGAACAAGAGGCCCAGUUUGAGAAGCUGACCCGGGCGCUGGAGGAGGAGCGGCGCCAUGUCUCGGCGCAACUGGAACGCGUCCGGGUCUCACCACAAGAUGCCAGCUCACUCAUGGCCAAUGGCACCCUCACCCGUCGGCAUCAGAACGGUCGGUUUGUGGGCGAUGCUGACCUUGAGAGACAGAAAUUUUCAGAUUUGAAACUCAACGGACCCCAGGAUCACAACCACCUUCUGUACAGCACUAUCCCCAGGAUGCAGGAGCCAGGACAGAUUGUGGAAACCUACACUGAGGAGGACCCUGAAGGAGCCAUGUCUGUUGUUUCUGUGGAGACCACAGAUGAUGGGACCACUAGGCGCACGGAGACCACAGUCAAGAAAGUUGUGAAGACAAUGACAACUCGGACAGUACAGCCUGUCCCCAUGGGGCCAGACGGGCUGCCUGUGGACGCCUCAGCAGUCUCCAAUAACUAUAUCCAGACCUUGGGCCGUGAUUUCCGCAAGAAUGGCAAUGGGGGCCCUGGUCCCUACGUGGGGCAAGCGGGCACUGCCACUCUUCCUAGGAACUUCCACUAUCCUCCAGAUGGGUAUGGCCGACACUAUGAAGAUGGUUAUCCAGGUGGCAGUGACAACUACGGCAGUCUGUCCCGGGUGACCCGAAUUGAGGAGCGGUAUAGGCCCAGUAUGGAAAGCUACCGGGCACCCAGUAGACAAGAUGUCUAUGGGCCCCAGCCCCAGGUUCGAGUAGGUGGGAGCAGUGUGGACCUGCAUCGUUUUCAUCCAGAGCCUUAUGGGCUAGAGGAUGACCAGCGCAGCAUGGGCUAUGAUGACCUCGAUUAUGGCAUGAUGUCUGAUUAUGGUACUGCCCGUCGGACAGGAACACCCUCUGACCCUCGACGACGCCUCAGGAGCUAUGAAGACAUGAUUGGUGAAGAGGUGCCACCUGAUCAGUACUAUUGGGCUCCUUUAGCUCAGCAUGAGCGGGGAAGUUUAGCAAGCUUGGAUAGUUUGCGCAAGGGAAUGCCCCCACCUUCAAACUGGAGACAGCCUGAGCUGCCAGAGGUGAUCGCCAUGUUAAGCUUCCGCUUGGAUGCUGUUAAGUCCAAUGCAGCUGCAUACCUGCAGCACUUAUGCUACCGCAAUGACAAGGUGAAGACUGACGUGCGGAAGCUCAAGGGUAUCCCAAUAUUGGUAGGAUUGUUAGACCAUCCCAAAAAGGAAGUGCACCUCGGAGCCUGUGGAGCUCUCAAGAACAUCUCUUUCGGACGUGACCAAGAUAACAAGAUUGCCAUAAAAAACUGUGAUGGUGUUCCUGCUCUGGUCCGAUUGCUCCGAAAGGCUCGUGAUAUGGACCUGACUGAAGUGAUUACUGGAACCCUGUGGAAUCUCUCAUCCCAUGAUUCGAUCAAAAUGGAGAUUGUGGACCAUGCACUACAUGCCUUGACAGAUGAAGUUAUCAUUCCACAUUCUGGUUGGGAGAGAGAACCCAAUGAAGACUGUAAGCCACGGCAUAUUGAAUGGGAGUCAGUGCUUACCAACACUGCUGGCUGCCUUCGGAAUGUAAGCUCAGAGAGGAGUGAAGCCCGGCGGAAACUUCGGGAAUGUGACGGCUUAGUUGAUGCCCUCAUUUUCAUCGUUCAGGCAGAAAUUGGGCAGAAGGAUUCAGACAGUAAGCUUGUGGAGAAUUGUGUUUGCCUCCUCCGGAACUUAUCAUACCAAGUUCAUCGUGAAAUCCCACAGGCAGAGCGUUAUCAGGAGGCCCUUCCUACUGUGGCUAACAGUACUGGGCCACAUGCUGCCAGUUGCUUUGGCAUCAAGAAGGGCAAAGAUGAGUGGUUCUCCAGAGGGAAAAAGCCUACAGAAGAUCCAACAAAUGAUACAGUGGAUUUCCCUAAAAGAACUAGUCCUGCUCGAGGCUAUGAACUCUUAUUUCAGCCAGAAGUGGUGCGAAUAUACAUUUCACUCCUUAAGGAGAGCAAGACACCCGCCAUCUUAGAAGCCUCGGCUGGAGCUAUCCAGAACUUGUGUGCUGGGCGCUGGACAUAUGGCAGAUACAUCCGCUCUGCUCUUCGUCAGGAGAAGGCUCUCUCUGCCAUAGCUGAUCUCCUUACUAGUGAACAUGAGCGAGUAGUGAAAGCUGCUUCUGGGGCACUGAGAAAUCUGGCUGUGGAUGCUCGGAACAAAGAGUUAAUUGGCAAACAUGCUAUUCCUAACUUGGUAAAGAAUCUGCCAGGAGGUCAACAGAACUCCUCCUGGAAUUUCUCUGAGGAUACUGUGGUCUCUAUAUUGAACACCAUCAAUGAAGUUAUUGCUGAGAACUUAGAAGCUGCCAAAAAGCUUCGAGAGACCCAGGGUAUUGAGAAGCUGGUGCUGAUCAACAAAUCAGGGAAUCGUUCAGAAAAAGAGGUCCGGGCAGCAGCUCUUGUCUUGCAGACAAUCUGGGGCUAUAAGGAGCUCCGGAAGCCACUGGAAAAAGAANGAUGGAAGAAAUCAGACUUCCAGGUGAAUCUAAAUAAUGCAUCUAGAAGCCAGAGCAGCCAUUCAUAUGAUGAUAGCACUCUCCCCCUCAUUGACCGGAAUCAAAAAUCAGAUAAGAAACCUGACCGGGAAGAAAUUCCAAUGAGCAAUAUGGGGUCAAACACAAAAUCAUUAGAUAACAACUAUUCCACACUGAAUGAGAGAGGAGACCACAACAGAACCCUGGAGCGAUCUGGGGAUCUGGGUGAUAUGGAACCUUUGAAGGGAGCACCCUUGAUGCAGGACGAGGGGCAGGAAUCUUUGGAGGAAGAGUUGGAUGUGUUGGUUUUGGAUGAUGAGGGAAACCAAGUGUCUUACUCCCCCAUGCAGAAGAUUUAGCACCACUCUACCUGCUCCAUAUGGGCUUAUAAUAUAUUACUUUUAUUUUUUGGUGGUGAAAUGGACUGAUGAUUUUUUUCUUUUCUUCGCUGGACUAUUGUGCCAACUGCCAGGCUGACUCCUACCCUUGUAGCCCAAAUUGGCUGCCAUCAUCCGUGAAUCACCAACAUCUCCCACUGAAGUUUAAUUGUCCUAUCCUCCCAGACCCUACUUNCNGUUUUCCCCCAAGAAACCNGACUCAGUUAUUUGCAUAUCUUGAGGAACUGCUUCAGAUUAGNUCUUUGCAGCCUUCCCUGGAACUCUUGGCCUUGCACAGAGGGAGGAAGAGUGGAACUCUCUACUGGAAGCAAUGGGAAGAACUGAAAAUUACACGCUGUCUGUUCAGCAUUCAGCAUUCUGACAAACUGAUGACUUUUAAUCAAGACUAUUUUUUCUGGUGUGGGGGGGAAACUUUUUAUUUUGUUUUGGAUGGGGAAGUGUGAGUUCUUCCCUUAUCCAGUGGCGAUUUUUGAAGCCAAGAAGGCUAGAAACAUUGGCACAUUCCACCUGGCAAGGGCCCUCAAGUAAGUGAAGUACUCCCCAACNUCAGAGUNAGAACUCUUGUUCCUCCUGUUCGAGGCAGGGACCACAAAGGACCUACAGACUCCAUCUCUUCUGUCAGCUUCAGGACAACCUUGGGGUGCUGUCCUGACCAAGGCUGUCCUUAACCUUCCUCUCCUACCCUGUUAUAAGCCUGCUAACUUGACCUGGCCGUUUUACAAGAUGCUUUGUAAAAAGGAAAAUGCCAUGGAACCCCUUGGUUGAGAAGAAACAGAAAGAUUGUCUAUUGAGAAGAUGAACCUCUAGGAGGAACUAGAAGUAAUGUANAUGAAGUGGUUAGUCUGAAACUGGCAGGAAGCUUCAAAGCUNGCUUUACCCAGCCCCNCACCCCAUCUCUCUUCUUCCUUUAUAAGCUUGUCCUCCCUCUCCUCCCCUUCCCUGGAUUGUUGGCCAACUUACAAGACUUGUACAUAGCUCCUCCCCCUUUGUCCUUCUAAGGUAGGAGUUGCCCUGGCUUUGCCUCUUCUUUGUGCCUUUGGCCUGGGGUGCAUCUCCUCCCUCUCUUCCAGGUGCCUUUCUUUGCCUCUGCAGUCUCAUUUCUCAUGAUUUUGCAAGUUAGACUUUGUUAUUUUCUUANGCACUGUUGACCCCCAGUAGCUGAAGAGGAGUGGUAACCUAGGGAACUUUAAGUUCCUACUGGGUGUUGUUAAAGCCUCUGACGUAGCCACAACAGGCUUCUGCUCAACAGUGUACAGUUGGGAUUGGUGAAAAUCCAUCCUGAUAAGUCUCGAAGUGAGGCUGUUAGGAGGGAGUGCUGUGACUCUGACUCCUUAGAUGUCCNCNGUUCNCAUCAUCUCUGAAAGGCUACAGGGAAUCAGGCCAUGCCUCCAUCACACCCUUUACUGUUGUAGUGAGUGUUACAGCUUGGCUAGAGAAGCAGCUACUAUGUGGGUGCAAUUUUUUUUUAAAAAAACGUUUUUCCUUAUUUGUUUUCUUUCCUUAAUCUAAAAGCUCUAUUCAAUGCAACUGGAAUUCUUUAUCCCUCUUGUCCUUAAUAUAUUGAGGCUAUGGGGUAGGAGAAAAAUGCACAGCCCACCAACUCUUUUUCUUAUGCAUUACAGUCGCCCCCCUCCCCCCUUUAACCUUUGCUUCCUUCCCAUUUCUUCCUAGUCCCAUUUCCCUUUUCUGGCAAANAGGAGCUCUGUGCUCUCUGUGACCCUCAGAGUACACUGCACAGGGGAGCCUUCCCCCCCCCCGCCCCACAUCUAUCUGCCUCUGGUUUUGGGUUCUCUUGUCCUCCUCUGCUCUUCCUGGUGCUCUUUCUUCUCGGUGGGGUGUGGGUAAUAGAAUAGCCAUGGGCUUUGGGGACCUUUAAUUUUUUUUUGUUCGUUUGUUUUGUUUUUCCUCUUUNCUUUAUAAAAACACUAAACAUUCAAUUUCAGCAAACCAAAAAUCCUACCCUCCCACCGAAUACUACUAAGGGGCAUAUCUUCUGCUCUGUAUCUUUUCUCUCUUUCUUUCUCUUGUUAAUGCUUUUAAAAACAAAUGAGUUUUUUAUAUAAAUAAAAGUUUUUAAAGUGUGUGUGUGGGAGGUCUGUGUCAUUUCUUCACUUCCAGCUGCACUUCUUCCCUCCUUUCCUUCUUACUUACUUUGGUGCCAGUGUUGUUUUUCUUUGCAGAGCAGCCAGAAGGUGGUUGGUUGUCUCAGGAUGGGCUUACUUUAGUUUCAGUCCCAACUCUUAUGAAGGAAUGUUCUUUGGAACACCCUCCCACUCCAGAGUCUUAAAGAGAUUUAAUGAAUGGCUGAAGUAGAGCAUGAGAACUUUCUGCUGUUAGAGUUAGAAAGUGAAGUGCAUACACUGGCUUCCCCAUUCUCUGGGGUUCUCAUACAUCAUGACAAAAUGAGCACUGAGCAAAGCCCUCUAACACAUGGCUCUUUUGAACACAACAUAUCAAAUCUAGAAGAUUAGAAGCUAGCAAUCCCAAUAGCUACCUUAGUAAAUGUGAAAGAUUUCAAAGUCCUCUGCAUGAGAACACUAAUCACAGAUCAUGGCAAUGCAGCUCAGGCCCUAUGGAGUCGGUUGGGUUGUUUGAUAGGACAUCCCGCCAAAUUGUAUAUGGUUAACAGAAAUCAAAUCACUGGGGGGUUAUCUUUACUGCAGAUACCAAAGAUUCAGACUCAUGGAAAAAUACUUUUCCAGGUCCCUUAUGCCCUGCCAUAUAAUUUAAAAAUCUCCAGAGAAUUUGUAUAGUGACAUCUUCAAUCACUAUAUUAUAAAAUUAUUUGGCUGUUCCCAGUGAUAGCCCAGGAUCACCACAUUAUACAAGACGUAAGAGCUUUUUUUUUGGGGGGGGGGGCUAGUGAGAACCGGGCAACUCCAGCAGUGUAGCUGUGUAGAUUAAGGCUUGAUUUGCACUUACACCUGUAGUCUUAGACCUGAAAAAUAAAAUACAAAGCCAAAACUUCAGCAUCUGCUCUGCUGCUAAGGUUUUUUUAUGUAGAGAAACCUGGCCAUUGACCAGCAACCUUUCCUCACUGGUAUUGAGUUAGAUCAAAACCCUGCUGCGGGCUGGCCUUAGCUCAUGAUCCUCCUGCUUGUCUCCUUAGUGCUGGGACUGUAGGUGCCAGUCACAUGUUCAGCUACAGAGUUUUCAAAGGUCUAGAUCAAGCUAGCCCUAGGGGUAUGCACUGCUAAUCCCAGCACUCAGGUGACAGACACCAGCCUGGUCUACAUAGCAAGACUGUCUUGGUCAGUCAAUGAAUCAGUUAUUCGUGCUCAUACCUAAACUGAAAUGUUGAACUGACCUAUAAACGCCAAGUAUGGUUUGAUUGGUUUUGGAAACCAGGGCCUCACUGUGUAGUUAGCCUGACCAGUGUGACCUUGAGUUUGUGGCAAUCCUUCCCAGAUGCUGAGAUUACACUGCCACCAUGCCUGAGUUUCUGGAAAGUUUCUUGGCAGACUUGACAGUGCGUUAGAGGCAGCCCUCUUAUACUUCUUGCUCAUACUAACACUAAGAAACUUUCGGAAUUUGUUCCUUCUUAGUGGCUCUUACCAGGUUUUGUUUUGAUUGCUUUCCUGGUGUUUGUUAGUUUUUUUCCAUGUUUAUUUUAUAAUCUAUGGGUGUUUUGUCUGCAUGAAUGUCUUGCAUCACACACAUUGGACACGUGUAUAAUGUCCAAAGAGACCAGAAGAGAAUGUGGCAUCCUCUGGAACUAGAGUUAC
Messenger RNA from Mus pahari (shrew mouse), 7046 nucleotides. RefSeq names its product catenin delta 1 (gene Ctnnd1). The record is from RefSeq and is a predicted model, not a curated record. Gene Ontology annotation, molecular function: cadherin binding. Lineage: Eukaryota; Metazoa; Chordata; Mammalia; Rodentia; Muridae. The coding region runs from base 379 to 3282 and encodes 967 amino acids. Gene Ontology annotation, cellular component: adherens junction; nucleus; cytoplasm. Gene Ontology annotation, biological process: cell-cell junction assembly; cell-cell adhesion. The transcript has 21 exons.